Messenger RNA from Harpia harpyja (harpy eagle), 1771 nucleotides. Its product is annotated as ovomucoid-like. Gene Ontology annotation, molecular function: serine-type endopeptidase inhibitor activity; protein binding. The transcript has 4 exons. The coding region runs from base 216 to 473 and encodes 85 amino acids. The record is from RefSeq and is a predicted model, not a curated record. Lineage: Eukaryota; Metazoa; Chordata; Aves; Accipitriformes; Accipitridae.
CUUAUGAUCUUCAUGUUGUACAGAAGACAUUCUUAUUGAUACUACCCAUGGGCAACACCUUCUUCUAAUUACCUUCUCUACAAGGGGGAUUUCAUCAUCAGGGUUCCUGCUCUUUGUGCGUGCAUAUAUAUAUCUGCUCUCACAGAUACAUGAAUACACAUUUAAGCUAAGUGUACUGCACUACUUAGACCGGCUGUGAAACAAGUCAAGAACCCAUGUCUGCCAUGAAGAUAACAGGCGCCUUUGUGCUCUUCACCCUGGUAGUUCUUUGCUUAGCAAAUGCUGCCAAAGAGAAUGAGGUAGACUGCAGCGAAUACAAGAGGUUAGAGAGAGGAAGACCUAUUUACUGCGAAAGACUCUAUCAACCCUUUUGUGGCUCUGAUGGGAAAACAUAUAACAACAAAUGUUCUUUCUGCAAAGCAGUCCUGAGAAGUAGAGGUGCCUUACAUAUGAAGCAAGCAGGGGUAUGCUGAAUGAAUUCUGCAUGACAGAGAAGAGUGCUGAGAACAGCUUUACACUGCUGUAUCACAAUCUCUUAAUUUCAUUCAUCCUGCCUGUUCUGAUGAUGGCGAACAAGGCACAAAGUAGGCUUUUCAGCUGUGCUCUGUCAUUUGCUGCUUCUCUCUGCUCCAGAGUAUUGGGAUUGACACUUCUGUCCUCCCUGCAAAGCACUUCCUCGGGAUUCUCAGGAGCAUUCCCAUUUCUGUAGCAAGUUGGUUUUCACAUGAGCCCUUCAUUAUAUAUUUGUCUCCACGGUUUAAGUUCAAAUCUUCUGACAAUGCCACCUGAUCUUAGCGGACACAAGUCAGUGCAGGCAUUGCCUCUGUUUUCCUUGUUGGUGAAGUGUUUUCUUUCAUUUACUCAGAAACUUUUGCAGAUACUUUUUUUUUUUUCCAAAGGCUUCAGCUUUCCUAGGCAGUGCUUUGACUCUUCCAGUUUUGUAGCUAAAUUUUAAAUGCUCAUUUUUCUGCUAACUUUGUACAAUUUUGAUUCAUGUAUGUUGUUUAGCUACUUAGUCUGCAUGUUUAUUAAAAUAAAUGUUGACUCUUUUUUUUUUUGUCCGUGGUGACCUUUCUAGAGAAUAAGUUUAUUGCAUCCAUUAUUCACAAAUGAGAUUUCACAAGUUACAGAAAAUAAUCAUAGAGCAGGAGCUAGGGCCAGAGGCAAAAGAAACAAAGCCUGGAAGACAAAAGUUGUCUUCCACUAGAUGGCCUCAUGUUACUGUAAUUUACCCUACAAUGUGGCUCUUUUUUUCCUUCAAAUGAAACAACUCUGGUAAAUUGUAAGACUGUGUAAGCUUCAUAGCAGUGUCUCUGUUAAAUCCUGUCAUUUAAAUGUGAUCAUUAAUGAUUUUCUUCAGUCUGAUAAAUUGGCAGCUUUCAGACCUGAAGAAAUUUCUGUUCUGCUCUUACAACCUUAUUAUCUUCAUUAUUAAGAUAGUUUAUGUCUUUUACACUUGAAUAGUCAGUUAACGGAAUGCAUUUUCCCAGAAUUAAAACUUGCGAAUGACUGAUUUUACUGGGCUUACACAUGAAGAAAAUUUUGGAACUGGAAUGUGGGUAUCACUUCUGUCUGGUACUGUACUUGGGCUAGAGUAAGACUCGUACUUCAAAAGAAUGGAAAAUGAGGAAAGAAGCUCAUGUCCUUGCCUUUGAAGGCAAGACAGCAAAAAGCCUAGCCAUUCCACUGCUGGCUAAAUGUCACUGUAGCAUCAGGCAGACUGCAUUCUGUAAUGGAAGGACCAAGAGGAUUUGUUGGGCCAGUGUUAGUA